UUUAAAAAAUAAGCACCCGGGAGGGGAGACGCCGAUCUGAAUUCUGAGAUCCAUUUUUGAAAAUCUGAAAACAGUUGGGGCAGAGGCGCCCUUUCCUUUACUGGUAGACAAGAAAUCUUUCCUUUGCAAACAUAGAGAGAGAGAGAGAGAGACAUGGCUGAUACCAAGUUUGCGUCCCUUCUUUUGGAGAAUUUGAAGCUACAGGAUCCAUGGCUUCCCCCCGACACAUGGGAAUCCAUACCUUCUGAAAGUGGGCUACUGCUUUCUUCUCCUAUACCUAAUUCAAACCAACCUCUCUGCCACCUCUCCACUCUCUCUGAAUCUAGUUUGGUGAGGUUGGCCGUGAAUGCCAUGCAGGGUGCUAAAUCUUCCCUUGUUAUUAUUCAAAACCUGUCUGCCAUCUUUUCUUCUGAUCCAUCUGUCAGGUCCUUCCUCUGGAAUCGUGCUUCCACCACUCGUUCUCUUGGAAAUAUACUUAUCUCUAUUGGCUGCACCGGCUCUCUGCUCUUUCUUCUCCGUGCUUUUGUUGAUUAUUUUACAGACACUUUUCCACUCAUUCAUCAUGACUCUCCUCCCUUUACUCUCGUUAAUCAAGCCUUUGCUGUUUCUGUGGGAAAAGUCUUGGAAGGCUACAUCUGUGGAUUGGACACUAUUCAUACAUCUGUACUUUUAAGGCGUUCAUCUAAGGAUGUCGAUUUCACUGUGCCUGGGUGUUUGAAGAAUGUAGUGCAUUCUGAAAUUACACUUCUUGAGUUUUACCUGCACACUAAAGAACUAAGGACUCAGAUUGAAGCCCUUGCUAGUGUUUGUAACCUACAAAAGUGGGUUCAUUGCUUUCCAGACACUGCUUUCCAGGACCUGAUUACUGAAGCUACUUCUGAAUUUCGUAACUUCUUCAGAGGGGGGAAUCUGUUAACUUUUUUGUUUGCACAAUUACAGGUAGCUGAUCCUGCUCACUGCACCCUGCUCAAGUUUCUUUUUCUUCAAUCAUGUGAACCAUAUUGUGGGUUCAUAAGAUCAUGGAUUUUCAAAGCAGAAGUCCAUGACCCAUAUAAGGAAUUUAUUAUAGAAAAUAUGGACUGUUUACCUCAUAAGUCACAUGUUAAAGCUGGCCAUUCUGUUGACUUUCCAUUAGCAAGUGUCAAGGUGCGAGAUGGAGUUCCCAUUCCUGGAUUUCUCAAAGACUUCUUGGUUCCACUUGUUAGAGCUGGUCUGCAGCUUCAAGUACUGUUGAAAUUGCUUGAAACGUGCAUUCAUGUUGCUUCUGGAGAACACAGUUGUCAUGACUUUCUACCCUGUUGGAGUGGCUUUUCAAGUAGUCUGUCUUAUUCUUCUCCAUUGACUUUCAGCAAAGAUGUUAUAGAAGCUAUGGUUCUUGCAAGAGAAAAUUAUUAUAAAAGGAUGAAUGAAAAAAUUGAAAGCCUUUUGAGCAGCUUAGAAGUUAGAUAUCAGCAGGUAGCCAUGCGUGCUUUAGUACCUUCUUUUGAUAAUGGUGGAGGUACCUUAGACAAACUAGGCCAGAUCAUGUCAGAAAACAAUUUUGUUGGUUGCCCCACAGCAGAUAAAAGAAGUUUAAAUAUGGGCAUUGGUGAUUUGGGCUCUGAUGUCUCAAGUACAAUAGAUGAGUUCUCUUUGCUGGAAGAUGUGUGUGAUUUAUCUGAAAGCUCAUCCUUAUACAGCUCUGAGGAGCAAUUGGAUUGUGAUCAGCUUAGUGGCUGGUCUUGUCCAGUAGUUGGGCAACAAAAUCAUUUAUCUGCUUUAAGCUUCUUGAAGAGUAGUACCUUAAAUAAUUCAAUACAAAAUUCCUGCCAUCAUGAAAGCUCAGGCAGUGAUUCGCAUGGAAUCUGUGAUAAAAUGGAUGCUACUGAUGUGUUGAUGAAGACCUCCCAUGAGGUAGUGAUAUCGAGUCACAUGUCUAAUCCUCUAAAUCCAGAGAAUUCAAGCUGCUUAUGUAAAUUCAGUAUUCAAGAUAGAGAGAGUUUGAUUGACAGUUGUUCAGGAAUGGGUCACUUUUUGAAAAAAUCAUUUGAUAAUGAUGGAACUGUUGAGCCAAAGGUGACUGAAAAGCACCUGGGACCCCUGAAAUAUUCUAUGUUAUGCCAUGACAUUAAUACCAUUAGCAAUACUUUGAGUGGGGAAGCCACAAAGGAGGAUCAACCUGACAAUAAUACACUCACUUCACAUUUGUACGGUUUCCAACCACAAAAAUAUGGCCAUCAGUGUAACCAUCCCAGCAUUAAUCCCCUUAGUGUGAACCCUAUGUUGACAAGGAAUUCAAUUCUUCACCUGAUGGGUAGGAAUGGGGGAAAAUACAAGGCUGAUCAUGAACAAACUUUGCCUUACUUCAAUUUUUCUACUGUAGAGGACCCAUGUAAGGUUUAUAUGGACAAGGUACCCACCAACUCUAGAUGUAGAAGUGCAUCUUCAUUUACACUAGAUAGUAAUGUGUCUAAUCGUAAUGAUAAGAAUAAUGAACAUGGAGAAAUUGACUGUGGUAGAGAGAAUGGGUUGGUUGAUGUUCCCAAAGUAUGUUUUGAUGCUUCACCGGACUUGAUGGACCAUAAACAUUUAACAGUUGUAUCUGGUGGGAGCAGCUGGGAAAGAUUACUAGGUAGUUUUGGAAAAACUGUCAAUGUUGAUGAUACUCAAAAACAAAGUUUGUUGUCAGCAUUUGAGAUACCACUCGAUAUUAUAAUUGACAAGUGCUUGCUGCAGGAAAUCAUGCUUCAAUACAAUUAUGUCAGCAAGCUAGCCAUCAAUGUGCUUGAGGAAGCAUUUAAGUUGCAAGAGCAUCUUUUGGCACUACGGCGGUAUCAUUUUAUGGAGUUAGCAGAUUGGGCAGAUUUGUUUAUCCUGUCUCUUUGGCAUCAUAAGUGGUCUGUUACAGAAGCAAAUGAGAGACUUUCAGAAAUUCAAGGUCUACUUGAGUUGUCAAUUCAGAAGUCUUCUUGUGAACAAGACACUCACAAGGAUAGGUUAUUUGUGUACAUGAAAGGACAUGGGAAAUUGCCUCUUUCUGCAUCUGCUAUUGGGGUCCGUUCUUUUGAUUUCUUAGGACUGGGUUACCAUGUGCAGUGGCCACUCAGUAUUGUUUUAACACCUGCUGCAUUGAAAGUAUAUGCUGAUAUAUUCAGCUUUUUGAUACAAGUGAAGCUUGCCAUUUUUUCAUUGACAGAUGUAUGGUGCUCGUUGAAGGAUUUGGUGCAUACAACCAAUAAAAAUCAAAAUUCUGAAAUACACCAGCUUGAGACAGGGCAUCUUAAUAUGUUGAUGAAGAUGAGGCACCAGAUAAACCAUUUUGUAUCUACUUUGCAGCAGUAUGUAGAGUCACAAUUAUCUCAUGUAUCAUGGUGCAGGUUUCUUCAUUCCCUUCAGCAUAAGGUGAAAGAUAUGAUGGAUCUUGAAUCAGUGCACAUGGAAUAUCUUGCUGAUUCGUUAUGCAUAUGUUUCCUGUCUGAUGAAACAAAGGCAGUUGGCAGCAUUAUUGAGAGCAUUUUGCAAUGUGCACUCGAUUUCCGGUCUUGUAUUACAGUUGGUUCUUGGGAUUCUGGAAGUGAUCCAGAAGAUUUGCUAGGCAAACUUUCUAAAAUCAAUAUAUCCCAGGUGCUUUCUAUAAAGCAGAAGUUUGAUAGAAGUCUAAAAGAACUGCACAUAUGUUAUAUUAAGGGACCUAAACAUGGGAAUUUUGGGCUUUCUCGUUUCUGGGAUUAUCUAAACUAUAAUGAAUAUUAUUCAAAUGUCAGCAAUGAGAUGGGGUACUAUGCCGUCUGAAAUUUGCCAGCUUUGACGAUGAAUUACAUAAUGCACAGCUAAGGGCUAGGAAUCAAGCUUUGGCAAUGAAUUAGGGCAUAAUGCACAGCCAAGGGCUAGGAAGCCAGCUUUUACAGGUCAACAUUGCUGUGACUGGGUAUUGUUGAUGAGAACAUGUUAAUUUUAGAAGAACAAUUGAAAUGUGGUAGAAGUGUCUCUGAGCGGUUUUGCCAAUUCAUGACUGUUUGGAAUAUCUCAAUCGAUUGUGUAUCUUUAAUGAGGGAAAAAGGACAAACAAAGAAAGUCGCUGUAUCUGUGUUUCCCAUGGAUACAAUUUUAUUUGUUUGUGUAUCCAAGUUAUUUCAAGCAGUCUUCGUGGAAGAAAUUUAUGUUUUCAUUUUUUAUUCA
This is a messenger RNA of Glycine soja, 4158 nucleotides long. RefSeq lists its product as uncharacterized. Gene Ontology annotation, cellular component: spindle pole; centrosome; gamma-tubulin complex. Bases 154 to 3771 code for a protein of 1205 amino acids. The transcript is spliced from 14 exons. Lineage: Eukaryota; Viridiplantae; Streptophyta; Magnoliopsida; Fabales; Fabaceae. Gene Ontology annotation, molecular function: gamma-tubulin binding; microtubule minus-end binding. The record is from RefSeq and is a predicted model, not a curated record. Gene Ontology annotation, biological process: microtubule nucleation; mitotic cell cycle; meiotic cell cycle.